AUGGCUUCCCUAUUUGCAAAUCACAGCAGCACAACCAACUCCACGUUUUACGAUGGAGAAGCCAACCUGACGUGGGAGGAGAGGGUUUUCUUCGCCGUGUUAUUCUCGCUCAUGGCGGCAGUGUCGGUCAUCGGCAACUCGCUCGCGUUCCUAACCCUCCGGAAAAUCAAAAUGCAGGCCAGUGCAUUGCUGAUCAACCUAACCAUAGGGGAUAUUGGCCUGGGUGGUUUUGUCAUGACGACCAGUGCCAUCACCCUCAUUAAGGAGCGCUGGGUUUUCGGUGAAGUGGCUUGUAGCAUAAUUGCCUUCAUCAAAGCUGUCAGCAUAUUCUCAUCCAACAUGACGCUGUGUAUGAUUGCACUAGACCGUUUCAUCUUCGUCAAGAGCAUUCGUUUCUCAAGAAAGACCCGCGAACGACUGGACUGGUUUUUCUUGCUUUUCCCCUGGGUGUGGUCCGGGCUGAGUGCCGUCGGUCCCUUAGUUGGAUGGGGGAAGUUUUCAUGGGCCCCUACCAGAGUAGUGUGCACCAUAGACUGGCUGCAUAGUCCUUCCUACACACUUGCCUGUUUCACCUGCUACGGCUUCAUACCGAACAUAUUCAUCCUUGCCUGUUACCUGCAAAUUCUGAGGUACGUCUGUGUGAACAAGAAGCGACUACAGAAGUCUAGGCAAUGCUAUCGUGGACCCCGGUCGAACGAAUCCUCAACACGCUCCUCAUCGGUAUCCUCAAGUGAUCGAACGGCCAUUCGAGCAAUCAAGUUUUCCACGACAGUCAGCCGAGAAGAGAUUGGGGUCCUGAAGACCGCAGUAGUGGUCGUGUUGGUCUUUUUCACAAUGGCCAUACCCUACGUCAUCAUUCAGUUGAUAUCCCUCGUACAGAACCACGAGUUUCCACUGAGGAUUGGCACCAUAAGUACGGUCUUUGUGUUCUUCGGGAGCUGCCUCAACCCAUUCAUAUACAGCGGAGGGAACGUCAAGUUCCGAAUAGGCUUGAAGAAGGUUAUUAUGGGAUUUAUUUGUAAAGAUGGUUGA
Asterias rubens (European starfish) is the source of this 1032-nucleotide messenger RNA. Its product is annotated as alpha-1A adrenergic receptor-like. Gene Ontology annotation, biological process: G protein-coupled receptor signaling pathway. The transcript has a single exon. Bases 1 to 1032 code for a protein of 343 amino acids. Gene Ontology annotation, cellular component: membrane. Gene Ontology annotation, molecular function: G protein-coupled receptor activity. The record is from RefSeq and is a predicted model, not a curated record. NCBI's taxonomy places the organism in Eukaryota, Metazoa, Echinodermata, Asteroidea, Forcipulatida, Asteriidae.